GUGGACUGUGAGGCUCUUGGAACGGGAUGCCCGUCACUUCCCAGUCAUCGGUUCCUAUUGGUAGAUAUAAACAAGAUAGUAAAUGGCACUUGUUAUGAAAUGAUGUGGUUUCUAGUCAUAGGAGAGCCUUGAGGGAUUGUAUAUCGAGUUGUGGGGUAGCACGUAUAUGCAACCAGUUGUCCUUGGGGGUUACGCUGCUGAGCUGUCUUUCGCCAAUGAACGCGUAAUAUACGAAAAAAGCAAAAAAAAAACAAAAACACAUGGCCUAAGAAACACAGGCUGGCUGUGAGGAUGAGGUAAGUAUAGGCGAAAUUGGAGUAGAGAAACGGUAUUGUUGUGUAACUCCCCACGCCGCAUCGCUGCCUGACUGAGCUGAAGCGUCUUUUUUAAAUGUCAGCAACAAUUACGCUCAGAUUUGGUAGAAACCUGGAGGCCCAUAUCCUAGAGAGACUAUGGCAAACCAGAUAGAGCAGAAGCGGCGCGUCUACCUCGCAUCUCGAGCUAUCUUCGUAGGCCAGAAAGCGGAGCUACGCAAAGCGAAAAAGGUACGCGAAGAAAUCGAGAGAUGGCCACAGGUAUUGAGAUCACUUACUAGUGAGUUGAGCAUAGAAACUGUGGUCGAGAUUCUUCGCGACCUCCUGACACAAAACAUUUUCAAGUCGGAGCGCAAAGCGAAGGCGGAAUUCCCUGACCUAUUCUAUUCACCACCAGAACAGGAGGUUAAGCGUGAAGCAUCUGAAAUCGACGCUGCUAGGUCAACAGCAGAGGUACUUGACGAAGUUGCCAGCGAGGCACACGAGGAGGCCGAAUGCAAUAAUCAAGUUGAGGAAGACGCCCCCGAGAAACCCGGCGAGGUGGUUGACGAAACGGAACGAGAUAAUGCGCAUUCUGAGGCCGAACCCCCUAGCCUUGAACAUGCAAACCUGGAACCGCCUGUGUCUGCGCCUCUGCCUUUGCCUUUGACUUUACCUUCCCUGUACCCGACAUAUAUCCCGUAUAAAGCACAACAUAUUAUUCUAAGCGAGGCGCAACGAAUGCUAGAAGAAAGCUGCUUCGAAUUCACCAAAAAACAUAUGCCGGCGCUCCUGGAGAAUACAGGAUUGGACUGCGCCAGCUCGCUAGAACUGACCAAAUGGACGCGGCUAUUGGCUAAGAUGUCCGACGAGAUGCCAGAGACAGCAUUCAACUUGGGGACAACGCCGCUGAAGGAGGUGCUAUUCGCGACGGAUAAGCUGAGACACAGUGCUGUUCAUAGAGUCCCGAUGACUGCUCGCGCUAUUAAAACUCUGCUCAAGUCGGCGGUAGUGCUUGGAUUUACACUUGGCGACCACAGGCACGCAAGUCAACUUGAGGAGAUAUGCUACGAGCUAGACAACAAGGUCCAGGCGAUGGAGCUAAAUAAAAAUGCGCUGGUGAAUUCUACUACAGCCGAGCUGGAGGAUAUCCAACGACGGCGAAAAGAGUUGGAUAGACUAGAAAAAGAAGUGCUUGGAAACAUGGUGAAGAACGAUCAGAAGAAUAGGGGGUUCAUUGGAGCGUUACUCGAGGAUUCGGUGGGUAGGAUCUUGGAAGGGAAGACGGAGAUGGGGAUGGAAGACGAGUUGAAGGUUGAGGAGGAUGAAGAGGAAUUCUCAGAGUGUCAUACGAGCGUGGAGGACUUGGAACAUGAUUCAGUCGAAUAGUGGUGAUUUGAUAUCACGAUACAACAUUGUGGUAGGUACUGUUGUAAUGUCUUAAUAAGUGUCCAAAGUGUCCAGGAGCUGAGUACAGGUGGUGGAGUUUUUAGCUGUAGAUACUAAUGAGGUACCGUAGUAAAUUACCCC
Daldinia caldariorum is the source of this 1823-nucleotide messenger RNA. RefSeq lists its product as uncharacterized. Lineage: Eukaryota; Fungi; Ascomycota; Sordariomycetes; Xylariales; Hypoxylaceae. The record is from RefSeq and is a predicted model, not a curated record. The coding region runs from base 453 to 1682 and encodes 409 amino acids. The transcript has a single exon.